Aspergillus oryzae RIB40 is the source of this 360-nucleotide messenger RNA. RefSeq lists its product as uncharacterized. The coding region runs from base 1 to 360 and encodes 119 amino acids. The record is from RefSeq and is a predicted model, not a curated record. Lineage: Eukaryota; Fungi; Ascomycota; Eurotiomycetes; Eurotiales; Aspergillaceae. The transcript has 4 exons.
AUGGGUGACUUCACACUCCUUAAAUCUCUAAUUCUAGUAUUUUUUAUCUAUAUGGUAAUCGGCACAUCCAAGAUAAACAAGCGCCGCGUUCUCUUUCCUGCGAGACUGUAUUGGUGUUGUGAUAACAUAACUGAGAGAGAUCCCGCUCGAUCCACGAGACGUGGAAUAUUCAUUGCCUUGGACAUGGCGUUUGCAACCCACGGAUCAGCAGGAAGCGUUGCCAUGCCAACGACCCUCCGCCAGCUGCAACUCAAUAUCGUCAACACUACCGCUCGAAAGCAGCUCGAGCUCAUGCAAUAUCUCCAUCCAGCUUUACUUAUAUUUCCGGCACUGGUUAUAUUCAACAGACCGGGUACUUGA